Molecule: messenger RNA, 2387 nt
Organism: Blastomyces gilchristii SLH14081
Lineage: Eukaryota; Fungi; Ascomycota; Eurotiomycetes; Onygenales; Ajellomycetaceae
Product: histidinol-phosphatase (PHP family)
Exons: 4
Coding region: 443-1387 (314 amino acids)
Biological process (GO): L-histidine biosynthetic process
Cellular component (GO): cytoplasm
Molecular function (GO): histidinol-phosphatase activity
Source: RefSeq, a predicted model, not a curated record
GGUUGUACCUGAGAUCUGUCAUGUGAUCGGCAAGCCACCCGUGGACCCCGCCGAGGUAACUACCCGAGUUGGAUAAGCUACCGGAGCCGCCAAACGUGUGGAUUUAGAGCAUUCAAGGGGUCGAUAUAAAUAAACAACAGGAAACUCCCAGGCUAUAUACCCUUAAACAUAUUCUUUCUUUUCGCCAACCGCCGGCAAAGGACGUGUUCCGUUUUCCAUUUUCCGUUUCCUUUUUCCUCGAAGACUACCGAAGUCCUAGUUUUCUACAUCAGUAGCAAGCGAGAUCAUUGGUCCGAAGAUAUUAGCUCAGGGAAUUGAUUGUUGAAAGACCGACGCGCUUCAAUUCUUUGCUGCCGUGAAAGCAUCCGGGCCGCUCUACUGCAGAACAAUACCCGGAAAAAACAUUGCAAGAGGGAAUCUUGAAUUUUCCAUUAAGCUCAGCAUGCCGUUUUCACAUCAUAGCCAUUCCGGCCAGUUCUGCGAGGGCCACGCAAAGAACUCGCUGGAAGAUGUCAUUCGGACCGCCAUCUCAAAGAAGAUGCGCGUCUUUGCUUUGAGUGAGCAUAUGCCGAGAGAAGAGCAGGAUUUUUAUCCGGAGGAAAUUGAAGCGGGUGGCACCGAGGCGGCUCUAAUCGAGAAUGAAGCCGCAUAUUUCAAAGAAGCCCAGCGUCUACGUGAGAAAUAUAGCUCCGAGAUAAAUAUCCCCAUUGGAUUUGAGUGUGACUGGAUUCGGCCGAGUUCGUUGACGUGGAUCCACAACUCAUUGGCCAUGCUUCCAUUCGAUUUCUUUAUAGGUUCGGUCCAUCACGUACACACUAUCCCGAUUGACUAUGAUGUCCCCUUUUAUCAGAAAGCAAGAGAGAUUGCUGGGGGUACAGAUGAGAAGCUCUUUGAGGACUACUUUGAUGCACAGCUCGCCAUGCUCAAGGCGUUAAAUCCACCGGUUGUUGGCCAUUUUGAUCUGAUCCGCUUAAAAAGUGAUGAUCCCGAACGGAGCUUCAAGCAGUGGCCGGCAGUCUGGGAAAAGAUCCUGCGAAAUUUAGACUAUGUGGCAGGAUAUGGCGGGAUAUUGGAACUCAACUCCGCUAGUCUGAGGAAGGGAAUGAGCGAACCAUAUCCCAAGGCUGAGAUCUGCAAGGAAUUUCUCUCACGGAAUGGCCGAUUCUGCAUGUCGGAUGACAGCCACGGCAUUGACCAGGUUGCUUUCAAUUACCAUCGUGUGCUCGAAUUUGUAGAGCAGGUUGGCGUUUCCACCCUGCACUACUUAGAGUACUGCAGCGAGCUACCAUCAUCGAGCGACAGCUUCGAUCGGAGGUUCCCUCACAUUAGGCUGAACUCUAUCAGUCUUGCAGAUCUCAAACAGCUGGCCUUCUGGUCACAGCAAUAACUAGUGGUAAUCCCCGAAAGAAAAGGAAAAAAAAACCAUGACGACACCAAAAGACCCCAGUCCAACCCCAACCUGCAAACUACCCUUCCGUUCCCGGGGUAUCCCGUCCAAAGCGGUGGCAUAUGCAAGCCAAAGAAACGUUCCUGGUUGCAUGGUUUUCAAAUCUACUGCUCAAAUUUAGCCCUUAAAACAAAGUACAAUGUGCCUCCGCGUCCUGGUUUGUGGAACGUGCUGGCAUUCGCACAAGGUCUGAAAACGACAAGCUUGCAUUAUUUUUCUUCUUUUUCUCUUCUUCUUCCUUUGUUCUAGAUGUAGAUGACACAUACUCUACUCCGACUCAAGCAAUAGGCCGGUCAGGUUCCUUAUGUGGACGGGAUGACUUGACCCGAACCUUAAUAUUUAACCGAUGCCUUUAUCCGCUUGCGUGCAACGCCAUUGAGAAAAAGAAUAAGAGAAAAAGCAAUUGAGAAAAGAACCGAAAACAGCAGUUUGCUAAAUUCCCACUGAUGCCCCAAUCCAGAAAACAACCAUGCGCUAGUCUCCGUUCUUAGUGGGUCGGCUCAAAUUAUUCUUGGACGAUCGUUGUCAGUUCCCGGGCAGAGCGAAACCCGCUGGCAGGAUUAAAAAAAGAAAAGAGAAUAGAAGCGUGGCCAAAUCAUCACCCAAAAGUUUUGUAUGCAGCUUAGCUACACACGAGUUACAUGUGGUUAACCAAAGAAUCAUGACUGAUAAAACAAAGCAACGGAAGAUUUACCGAUAGAGAUAUUCAAAACCGCCCACAUGGGCAUCUUCCUUCUCCCGGCUUCAAAACUACACAUUACUCAUUAGUUACCAUCCCCUCUAUCAUGCUUGUUAAUUCUCCGCAAUCGGUUAAUCCUCAGCUUCCAACAGCCAAUCGGCGGAACAAUAGGGAAAAUGAGGUGUGUAGUUGUAGAUGUUUUUGUAGCUGCGGACCUUCCUAAUAAAUGUCCUUAAUCCCGCGGGGAUAUCUCAUAUCGAC